Molecule: messenger RNA, 1164 nt
Organism: Hermetia illucens (black soldier fly)
Lineage: Eukaryota; Metazoa; Arthropoda; Insecta; Diptera; Stratiomyidae
Gene: mRpL45
Product: probable 39S ribosomal protein L45, mitochondrial
Exons: 2
Coding region: 107-1132 (341 amino acids)
Cellular component (GO): mitochondrion
Source: RefSeq, a predicted model, not a curated record
AAUUUUGUAAUGUAGAUAAUGCAGGUCGAAUUGUUUCUCUUAAAACAUACUCGGCGAAGGUUGCUCUCUGGUUGGAACUGUCAAACAUCAGCAGGAUCAGGGCGCUAUGGAGGUGAUAACUGGCGCCGGUCGAAAUUGCGUGAAAUUACUACGGGUUAUCCAACCAAGUCUCGUCCUCGCUGGACCAGAGACUUCCGUCCUCACCACCCAGCAAUUCCGUGAACGACACACCAAGCACUGGAACCCGAAAUGGAAGAAACUGCGUCGCGAGAAAUUCGUGAAAGUCGAUCUUCCCAACUUUGAGGAGAAAAACGACGAAAUCCCCAAGGAAGUGCUCCGCAGUCGAAUGAAGGAGCGCGGAGUGCUCCCGCCCCGACCAUGGUUCGAGCGCUCGUUCUACAUAAGCUGCACUGGCGGAAUCUUCGAGCCAUACGUGCCUCCAGAAGGUGAUGGCAAGAAGUCCUUCAUUUCCUCAACGGGCGCCAAGCAGAAGUUCGAAUUCUUGGAGAAGAAGUCCAAGAGCAUGUUGGCCGUGCGAAAGAUCCGAAGCUACGAGGAGGAUUUCGACACUACACAGUUCGCCACGGAAGCGCAGGACAUCUACAUCAAAGCCCACCAGCUGAUGGCCGAGAAGAACAAAUACGCGAUCCGGGAGGUGAUUUCCGAGCGAGCGUACCCCGAAAUGAUGCACAAUAUCCGAGACAAAACCAUUCAUUGGAAGUUCCUGCAAUCGCUGGAGCCGCCGCGGGUGGUCCACGCUCGUUGCACGGAUCUGAUCACAAAGGAGAAUAUUUUCGCACAAGUGACGGUCCGGUUUCACACGCAGCAGAUUCUCGCGAUUUAUGACCGCUUCGGGCGGUUGAUGCACGGCAGCGAGACGCUUCCCAAGGAUGUGCUCGAGUACGUGGUCUUUGAGAAACACAUCGCGAAUGAGUACGGGGUGUGGAGGCUGCACGAGAAGAUAAUUCCUGAUUGGAUGCCGGCCAAGCAACCAGCUCCGAUUACGUUCAGGAUUGAAGAGGAGCCGGAACAGCCGUUGGAGGCGAUAGAAGCGGCCAAGGAGGAGAAGGUGGAGCAGGUUGAAGCCGGCAAAGGUGGCGAGGGGAGCAAGGAGAAGUUGAUUGCGGCGUAGGUGAUGCGAAGGUUGCACUUUGUUGUUUAUAA